GGAGAGUGACAGCUCCUUUCCUGUCCCGCCCCCUUCCCUGGGAGUAAAAAGAGGGGGGGUCUUUGUUUGCAGCAGGCCUGCUGGAAGGAGCUGGUGAGAAGGUGGAAAGAGGAGGAUCCGUUUUGGGGGCCCAGGAGAGGGUGACCUCGGAGCGCGGCUGGGAAAUGGAGGAACAAGCCUUGGCUAAGCUGAAAGCAGGAAGACGCCAGAAUGUUAUCCAGGCUGGGAGCAGCGGAGGAUUCUGGGAAAGAACCACCCCAGAGUUCCUGGGUGAGGAGGAUGCCCUCGGCUUGGAUGCUCAAUGUCAACGUUUCAGGCGCUUCUGCUACCAGAAGGCCGAGGGGCCCCGAGAGGUUUGCAGCCGACUCCACCAUCUUUGCCACGAGUGGCUGAAGCCAGAGCGACACACCAAGGCUCAGAUGCUGGACUUGGUGAUCCUGGAGCAGUUUCUGGCUGUCCUCCCCACAGAGAUAGAGAGCUGGGUCAGGGAAUGUGGAGCGGAGACCAGUUCCCAGGCGGUGGCCCUGGCCGAAGGUUUCCUCCUGAGUCGAGCAGAGGAGAAGACGCAGACAGAGCUGCAGGAGCAGGGACCUCUAGCUGAAGUUUCUCUGGGUUUCCGUGGGGCAGAGCAGGCAGCCUCAGCUCCCCGCGAGAGACGGCUCUUCAGGUGGAUCGUGCAAGAGUGUGACCAAGCUGCCAACUCACUAGGCAACAGAGUGACCCCGGCGACCCACACUCCUUGUGGCGGAGUGGAAACGGCGGCCGUGGGGCCUGGUCAGGAACGGGUGUCCUUUGAGGAUGUGGCUGUGUAUUUCACAGAUGAUGAGUGGGCGUUGCUGGAUCCAGCCCAGAGAGCCCUGCAUGUGGAAGUUAUGGAGGAGAAUUGUGGGAACCUGACCUCUCUCAGUGAUGGCUGGGAGUUCGGCGCUCGGAAUGAGGGAGACGCGCCUAGAUUAUUGCUGGAAAGAGCUGCUUGCGAACGGGAACUGGAAGAGCAGAGCAAGGAAACAGAAAGGGAUGAGCAGAUGAAGGAUAUUUCCUCUGCUGCCGUGGGGGGAGCUUUCCGUGAAGCCCCGGUCCUAGAGAAAAGAGAGAAAGGGAAAGAAGGCAGCGAGUGCCCGGUGUGCGGGGAAAGUUUCAGCUGCAAAUCCAGCUUUAACGCUCACUUGAAAACGCACAAAGAGGAGAAACCGUACAAAUGCUUGGAUUGCGGAAAGAGCUUCUCUCAGAGGAAAGGCCUUAUCCGACAUCAGAGAAUCCACACCGGGGAGAAACCCUAUACCUGUCUGGAGUGCGGGAAGAGCUUUCGUCAGAGCGCAGCCCUGAUCACUCACCAGCGUAUCCACACAGGGGAGAAGCCGUACACCUGCUUGGAGUGCGGAAAGAGCUUCUGUCAGAAGACGACGUUGGUGAGGCACCAGCGGAUCCACACAGGGGAGAAGCCAUACGCCUGCUCAGAGUGCGGGAAGAGUUUCAGUCACAGGUCCCAGCUCACCUCCCACCUGAGAGUCCACACUGGGGAGAAACCAUAUAAAUGCCUGGAGUGCGGGAAGAGUUUCAGUCAGAACACAAACCUUACUUUACAUCAGAGAACUCACACGGGGGAGAAGCCGUUCCGGUGCUUAGAGUGCGGAAGGAGCUUCAGUCAUAGCUCGACCCUUAUGGCGCAUCAGAGAACCCACACAGGGGAGAAGCCGUUUACGUGUCUGGAGUGCGGCCAGAGCUUUGCUCAGAACGCAAGCCUUAUCUUCCAUCAGAGAACUCACACGGGGGAGAAGCCAUACGCCUGUCCCGAGUGCGGGAAGAGCUUCAGCACGAGCACCAGCCUCACCUCGCACCGGCGCAUUCACACAGGGGAGAAGCCCUACACCUGCUCCGAGUGCGGGAAGAGCUUUUGUACGAGCACCAACCUUGUUACACAUCAGAGAAUCCACACGGGGGAGAAGCCGUACAAGUGCUCGGAGUGCGGGGAAAACUUUCGCAAGAAAGCGCAUCUCCUUAGACAUCACAUGACACACACGGGGGAGAAGCCGUACAAAUGCGCAGAGUGUGGGAAGAGCUUCAGCGAGAAAAGAAAUCUCAUUUCUCAUCAGAGGAUCCACUCUGAGUGUUGGAACGAGGAUCCUGUAAGCAGUCAUUGGAUUCCUCCCUCUGUAGGUCCGGGAUAUGUCCCCCUUCCCCAAGAUUCCAGUACUUUCCAGAGCCCUCUCAGUCAUAAUUCCAGCCCAGGAGAAAGAUUGGAGUGUUUUAGUUUUUUCCUAAAUGAGGCAGACCGAGGCUGCCUUUCCCAGAGUGGACGGGGAAAGCCACCGGGAGCCUUGGGGGGGAGGCCAUCAUUUCCUCUUCCUCGCCUUUUGUGGCGGAGCAACUGCAGCAGGAGGAGGCGACGCGUCCCGGCAGCUUGGCCUCCCGCGCGCCCUUUUGCAACCAGGCGCCCCUGCGCUCGCGGGAGCAGGAAAAGCCCCCUCAACUCCAGUGGUGAAACAGCUGUGUUGCCUAAACAUGCCCUAAGCCUCUUGUUGGAGCAGUCCAGAGAAUGGGUGGAUAAUCCAUCUGUCCUGCAUACUUUCGUGUAUUUGCGUUCUGGCAUCCCUGAUCAAAUCCAAGACCGCGAGAGGGUGACCCGGGCGGCCGCUGUUCCAGAAUUCAUCAUGAGACACAAAAUGGUCCCGGAGAAAGGACAAACUCAGAACACAGACUUCCGGGACCGGAUCCCCAUGGAGCAGUCAGUGUCCGAAAGCGGGAACCAGCCGGAGGAAAAGCUGCGGCGAACUGGCCCCGAGCCUGGCGAGGCGUCGGAGGGAGCUACCCAAGCGUCUUCAGAACUCAAGGCUGGGAAUGACCGAGGCCCCACGAAGAAGGAAGUCCCAGAGAAGAUGACGAACGAGCCGGGAGAGAGGCGGUUGAAAUACCUGGACCCUCGGGCCGCCUACAAGUCCCGCAACGCGGGGUGGGCAGACCCCGAGCGACUGGAAUCUGAGCCAUGGGAGAACUCCAAGUCUUGCUUGGCCUCCAUGGAAGGAGCAGCUGAGGCCUACCGGAAGUUCAGAGGCCUGCCGGAUCUCAGGAGGGAAAGCAAAGGGGAUUGCAGGACCCCCAAGAUGGAGGACGAGAGGAAGGCGAGGGAGGAUCUCCUCAGAGAAGAUUUGGCCGCUAUGGACGUGCAGAGGACUCUGUUCCGGGAGUUCCGCUACCAGGAGGCCGAAGGUCCCCGCGAGGCCUGUAGUCGCCUCUGGUACCUGUGCCACCGGUGGCUGAAGCCGGAGAGGCACUCCAAGGAGCAGAUCUUGGAGCUGGUGAUCCUGGAGCAGUUCCUGGCCAUCUUGCCCUCGGAGCUUCAGGGCUGGGUCAAAGAUGGCUGCCCUCAGACGUGUGACCAGGCAGUGGCCCUGGCAGAGGACUUUGUGCCCAGGCGGCAAGAAAAUAGGCGUCUGGAGCGGGAGAGGCCGGCGUUAAUCCAGGAGGUAGCUUUGAACUUCCACACGGCUGAGCCGUCCCCAGCUAACCCCAGGGAGAAAGCACUUCGCUCCAAGGUCAAGCAAGAAGGAAGCGGUGACACUGAUUCGGAGGGUGACGACGGGUGGGUGAUCGAGACAGCGCAAGACAAUUCCCCUCUGCAGGAUCCCGAGCCAGCAAAGAUCUGCGGGUCCUCGUGGGACAGGAUCCCUUGGUCCCAAGAGGAUGGAGAAGCUUCUGUUAGUCACGGCGACGACGGCCCGCAAAGGAGCAAGGAGAAACGCCAAGAGCAGAGGGUGUCCAAGAGCGCCCCUUGCGUCGGGGACGGAGGAGGCCAGAGCCAAGCGGUCGUCGUCAAGAGGCGGCGGCGCAGUCGAGGGAAGAAGACGUGCGGCGUGUGUGGGAAGACCUUCAGCCGGAGCACCGUGCUGGCGGCGCACCAGCGGACGCACACGGGCGAGAAGCCGUUCAUGUGCCAGAGCUGCGGGAAGUGCUUCAGCUUCAAGUCGACGCUGGUGGCGCACGAGAGGACCCACACGGGCGAGAGGCCCUACACCUGCGACCAGUGCGGGAAGAGCUUCACCGUCAGCUCGGUACUGACGCGCCACUACCGCGUCCACAUCGAGAAGGAGCUGUUCGGCUGCUCCGAGUGCGGCAAGAGCUUCGCCCAGAAGUCGCAGCUCCACAACCACCAGAAGGUGCACGUCCGGGAGAAGCCGUUCAAGUGCACUCAGUGUGGCGAGGGCUUCAGCCGCGGCUCCAGCCUCAAGAAGCACGAGGGCUCGCACACGGGCGAGAAGCCCUUCAAGUGCCCCGACUGCGACAAGUCCUUCAACACGUCCUCGCAGCUGGUCAAGCACCACCGCGUCCACACCGGGGAGAGGCCCUACACGUGCGCCGAGUGCGGGAAGAGCUUCAGCCAGUGGCAGAUCCUCAUGGUCCACCAGAGGACCCACACGGGCGAGAAGCCCUUCAAGUGCGCCACCUGCGGCAAGUGCUUCUCCGACCGCGCCGUCCACAUCCGGCACCAGAAGGUCCACACGGGCGAGAGGCCGCACCAGUGCGCCACCUGCGGCAAACGGUUCACCCACCGCACCGUCCUGGUCAAGCACCAGAAGAUCCACAUGCGGGAAGCCUUGAACAUGCUGCGGCUGCAGGAGGAGGAGGAGCAGAGGCAGCGGUCGGAGCCGCCGCCGCCACCCGAGGGAGCCUCGUAAAAGCUCAAGAGCAUCGCCAAAUGCCUUGGGAGAGACGCCAUGCAGACGACCAUGUACUCCAGGGGGGGUUGGGAGCUGUGGGGUCCUCUCAGGUGUUGCCAGGCUCGCAUCAGCCCUGGGCAACGCAGCCAAGGACCUGGGUGAUGGUUCCCCAUCCCUGUGCUAUGAGUAACCCGGAUGGUGCCUUCCAGAUUUUGUUGGACUCCAUCUCCCAUCAGUGCUGCUCAGAGAAGGCAGGAGAUGUAGUCAAGUCACAUCUUAGAGGGCCAUACUUCUCCCCCUUUUUUCUUUUCUUUUUUGAUGCGCAUUGCCAUUCAUUUAUUUUUUAUGCAUUUUCCAAUAUCCAAUUUAUACAUUGCAUUUUUUCCAUCAUACAGUAUUUACAGACUUCCCAACCCAGCGCUCUGAGGCAUUCUAGUUAUACAGCGGUACCUUGGUUGUCGAACUUAAUCUGUUCCGGGAGUCCGUUUGAUUCCCGAAACGGUUCGGAAACCGAGGUUGGCUGCAGGAGCUUCCUGGUACUCAAUCGAAAGCCGCGUCAGACGUUCAGCUUCCGAAAAUAUUCGCAAACAGGAACAUUCACUUCCGGGUUUGCGUUGUUUGGGAGCCAGAACAUUCAAAUUGCAAGGCAUUCACAAACCAAGGUACAACUGUACCUUGUUUCGCUCCAUAUCAGGUACUUCACCCACCCAAAUUUCCCCCCUUUUCAUUAUAGUUGCUCAUAAAGUUACCCCAGCUUGAAAGUUUCCCACUCGUCCCUUAUCCGAUGGUCAUCCUGGUUCCUUAUUUCGGCCGUCAUAUUAGCCAGUCCUGCAAAUUCCAUCCGCUUCUGCAGCCGUUGUUCUUGGGAUUCCUCUCUCCAGUUUUUAGCGUAAACUGUUCUAGCUGGUUUCCUCUGGCUGUAGUCAAAGUGGUUCCUUCCAAAUGUUGCUGUCCUCCAUCGCCCAUCCUUCUCAGCCUGCACAGUCAGGGAUGAUGGGAGAUGCAGCCAGAGAGCCACAGCUUCCCCCCAUUCCUGAUAUAAACAAGCAAACCACGGUUUCCCCAAGCAGAGAUAUUUUGCUUUUGUUUCCAGAACAGAAGUGGAUGCUUCUCAUCUCCAGAACUUAAAAGGGGAUGCUUGCGAGCCUAAAGCUCACGGAGACUCGCCUCCCCGCCCCCCAAUAGGUCGGGUAACCAUGCAUUUCCCAUUAAAUCUGACGGCCCACUACUCCCCCCAUUUCUGGUUCAAACCACGGUUCCUCCACACCUGCAGUUUAGAAUGCUGCAGCUUUGCCAUCCCAGAUUAACCCCACGGUAGUCUGUAGCUGCAUGCACACAUAUCGUCUUCCGCAACCUGGCGUCUUCCAGAUGUUUUGUCCUCCCAGUGCUCAUCUGCAUGGCUGGCGCUCAGCGAUGAGGGGAGCAAAGGCUAGUAUGACCCCAUGGCAAACCCCUCUAUGAGGCUUUGGUGGCAGGUUUCCAUGCCUUCGCCUCUGAGUAGGGGAAGAACACACAUUCACCCCACUCCCACCUGGCUGGACACCACAGACUGCCCCCCCAAGGUACCCACACACCACUGUAAGCUUCUGUGGGGUAAAAUUAAGAAUGGGGAACACUUGGCUCUUAGGGUGCUAUCGGUCUCCAGUGCCCGUUAAUGCUGACCAUUCGCAACUGUGGCCGCUCAGGCUGGUAGGACUUGAACCGCCAUGUUGGCUGACCCUGCCAAAGUGAAUUAUUAUUACAGUGGUACCUCGGUUUUCAAACUUAAUCAAUUCCGGAAGUCCAUUCGAGUUCCGAAACAUUCGAAAACCGAAAGCGGAAGCCUCAAAAACCGAGGCGUUUAUCUUCCAGGUUUUCGGCGUUCAAGUUCCGAAAUGUUCAACUACGGAGGCGUUCUAAAACCGAGGUACCACUGUAGUAUUAUUAUUAUUAUUAUUACCAUUAUUAUUCUAUUAUGAUGAUGAUCUAAUGUAUUCUUAUCCUGCUUUUCUCCCAAACUUAAGGUGGCUUGCAGCGUUUAAAACAGGCACAAUUAGCUUCAAAUGAAAACAAGCAGGUUAAAAGCAGAACGUAAAAUACAUAAAAUCAUGUUUAAAACCAGUGCUAAAAGUACAGUUUGCCCUGACAGCCUGGGGUCAGCUUCAUCUGUGUCUACAGUCUGAAUAAGAAGGUCUAAUCCUGCCUCCUUCCUGCAACCCUGGCUUCUUGCCCACUAGAUGUUUUGGACCGCAACGGCCUCAUUGGCUGGGAGUUGUAGUCCGGCAGCGCCUGGCGGGUGAGAGGCUGAGGGCAGCUGCUGUGAAUCGGGGGUGGAAUCCAGCACCCUCAUUCUGGCAGCACAAGGAUUUACAUUUGCACAAUGGAACUUCCUGGAUGCCAAGAUCCAAGUUAGGGACAAGUACUCUUUGGUGAGAGAAUCUUUAAAGUAUGCCCUUCCAACCGAGUUCCAAAACAUCCCCUUUGUAAAGUUUCUUUCCAAAGUUUCCCUCUUUCCCCAGCAUAGGAAAAUGUACACACUGGGUAAGUUAAAAAUUGGUUUAGUUACCAAUUCUCCAAAGGUCAGAUUCAUGUAGUUGAGCUGGUGGCAGAGUCAUUGGCAUCUGUCUGGUAUAGGAACUCGAGAGUGGCUUGUGAAAGCCAUGCGGUUGAGCUGCAAGAACCAGCUCUAGCCUUUUCACAUGCUGAGCUUCUCAGGUAGGUGAACAAUAGUCUUGAUUCCCUAUAUCCUCCCCAGGUCAGCUAAGCCUGGCAGGACAGCUUACUCUAUGGUCUUAACCCCUUCAUGCACUAAUUAGACUUGGGCAUGUUGAUUAUAUGUGACUGGUUAUCCCACACUUUCUGUCCCACAAGCUUCCUAAAUCUGCUUUUGAGGGUUGCCCAGGGGGAGGGAACUCCAGAACAGAUUUAAGGGGUGCAUGGGAAGAGGAGGAGGGCAGGAGUUUUGUUGCACCAGCAGAAAUCCUUAGGCUAACAGAACCAAUGACUUAUUGCUACGUUGUACUACGGGAGGGUUGUUGCACUCUUCUCAUCGUUCAAGAAUUCCAUUUUGCCAGUCGGAAUGAUUCCCCGCCUCUCCUCUUGCCACAUGCUGCUCUGACACAAACACACCCCGUCAGUUUUGGGGUGUGUGGAGGGAGGGGAACUCCUGUUGCGCAAGCAGAAGUCCUUGCACCGAGCUUCCACUGUGGGGACUUGUGAGGUGAUCCCCACUCCAUACCUCCUCAAACUAUCCUGAGCCAUUCUGUAAUAACACAGAAGCCCGAAUGCCAAAAACUGGAAAUAACAAAACCUCUCUGAACGUUGCAUCAAGACUGACUUGCUGCGAAUGGUGAACAGGCCGAAAGAGGCCCAACAAGCCGCACUCUUUCUCCAAAAUGGCAGACCCCACACAGGAGUCCCUUGGGGAAAAAGAUUAAAUCCCACCAAAGGAAUUUUCUGGAUUUGAACUCCCAGCAGGCAGUUUCCAAAACGGGAUAAUCUGGAGUCCAUCAUCUGAAGGGCCACCCAAAAUGGUUUGUGUGCACCUCCUUGCUAUAAAAGCUCUUGGCUUGGCAAUCGAAAACUUCCGCAUUUAUGGGAUGCCAGCGAACCCGCCUCUCUCAGAGUCCUCGUCUUUGAAGCUAUGCACUUGGUUGAACGGAUGACGCAUCUAGAUAGACGGUUGAAGCAGCGAGGAGUCUGUUGGAGUUAUCUGCAUGUGCAUUGACUAGUAGUGGGUAGAUUAUUUUUUUCUUGGGGUGGGAUGGGGGAGGAAACAGUUCUUCAUUGAAUUGUUCUUUGGGGGCGCAGUUCUCUCAAUUUCUGACUCCGGAGACUUGACGACAUCCUGUCCUCAUUAUAACAGUAAGAGAGGGUAUUGUAUAUGAUAGAAACUGAUUAAAGAAAAACGUAAGAAGUGCCUAAUAACUGGA
Podarcis muralis (Common wall lizard) is the source of this 8566-nucleotide messenger RNA. Lineage: Eukaryota; Metazoa; Chordata; Lepidosauria; Squamata; Lacertidae. The record is from RefSeq and is a predicted model, not a curated record.